This is a messenger RNA of Arabidopsis arenosa, 1618 nucleotides long. Lineage: Eukaryota; Viridiplantae; Streptophyta; Magnoliopsida; Brassicales; Brassicaceae. The record is from the annotation of a GenBank genome assembly.
GUCGACAUUACUUGUAUCUUUCUCCAACUUGCUUCUGUCUCAAUACAUCAGAUGGUUCUGUCUGAUUCUCAUAUUUAAUUCCCACUCGUGUUUUCGGUUUGCGAGAAUUCUGCGUUUUUACUGAUCCCGAGGACAUCUUAGACCCAAAUGUUCUUCAUCGAUGUUCUUUGGAAACUGGUUCCUCUAUACUUGUUCGGAUCAGAAACAGAUUCUCUCUCAGCAACAGAGUCCAUUUUGCAGAUAGUUCCUGAGGCAAUGGCUGCUACUUCAUCUAAUGUUCUUUGCAAUGCUAACGAGUCAGACCUUUGCCGUGAUGAUUCCGCUGCGUUUCUACUUAAAUUUGUAGCCAUUGCUUCGAUUCUAUUAGCUGGAGCUGCAGGUGUAACUAUACCACUCAUUGGCAGGAACCGUCGGUUCCUUCAAACCGAUGGUAAUCUCUUUGUGACUGCUAAAGCCUUUGCAGCUGGUGUGAUUCUUGCCACGGGUUUUGUUCAUAUGUUGGCUGGUGGCACGGAAGCGUUGAAGAACCCGUGCUUACCAGAUUUCCCUUGGUCUAAGUUUCCGUUUCCGGGGUUCUUUGCGAUGGUUGCUGCUUUGAUCACUCUGUUUGUGGAUUUCAUGGGGACGCAGUACUAUGAACGGAAGCAAGAGAGGGAAGCUAGUGAGUCUGUUGAACCGCCUGGCCGUGAACAAUCACCGGGUAUUGUUGUUCCCUUGGUUACAGAAGGAACGAAUGAUGAGAAAGUGUUUGGAGAAGAAGACAGUGGUGGGAUUCACAUUGUUGGCAUUCAUGCUCAUGCUGCUCAUCAUAGACAUAGUCAUCCUCCUGGUCAUGGUUCAUGUGAAGGACACAGUAAAAUUGACAUUGGUCAUGCUCAUGGACAUGGGCACGGGCAUGGACAUGGACAUGGACACGGGCACGGACACGCACACGGGGGUUUGGAUCUCGGAAAUGGAGCUAGGCAUAUCGUUGUUUCGCAGGUUCUGGAGCUUGGAAUUGUGUCACAUUCCAUAAUCAUCGGUCUAUCCCUUGGAGUAUCUCAGUCUCCUUGCACAAUCCGGCCUCUAAUCGCAGCACUAUCCUUCCACCAAUUCUUUGAAGGAUUUGCACUGGGUGGAUGCAUCUCCCAAGCGCAAUUCAGGAACAAAUCAGCAACCAUUAUGGCUUGUUUUUUCGCCCUCACAACCCCGAUAGGGAUCGGGAUUGGAACCGCAGUAGCGUCGUCUUUCAAUUCUCACAGCGUCGGAGCAUUAGUCACUGAAGGUAUCUUGGACUCGCUCUCAGCCGGAAUUCUUGUUUACAUGGCUUUAGUGGAUCUCAUAGCUGCUGAUUUCUUGAGUACAAAAAUGAGCUGUAACUUUAGGCUUCAGAUAGUAUCUUACAUAAUGUUGUUCCUGGGAGCUGGACUCAUGUCUUCCCUUGCCAUUUGGGCUUAAUUAGACUCUUAAGAUUCCAUAGUUUCUACUAUAUAGCUACAACAAUAUGUAUAGUUCUUUCUAGAGUUUUAUCAAUCUAAGAUUUCACAAUUGCUCGCAAAUCGGUUUUUUCUUGAUUCUUUGAUGAUUGUUGAGGUCAAAAGAAGAACUACAAACUCAUAGGUACCUAGACUUGACGAAA